This is a messenger RNA of Ceraceosorus guamensis, 946 nucleotides long. RefSeq lists its product as hypothetical. The annotation marks the transcript as partial. The record is from RefSeq and is a predicted model, not a curated record. NCBI's taxonomy places the organism in Eukaryota, Fungi, Basidiomycota, Exobasidiomycetes, Ceraceosorales, Ceraceosoraceae. The transcript is spliced from 2 exons.
AGACGUCGUUACGUGACACUACCCAUCAACCAUCCUGAUGCUGUAUCACAUCUCGCUCGACUCAAGCAGGCAGGAGCGAGCAGAGACCAACAAAGCGGUGCGCCUCAAUCCUCAAGCUCUACACCGAAUACCGCGCCCCCGUCAAAUGGCGCUCCUAUCACCACAUCUGCUUCCUCGCUCCCAGCACCCGUCCGAGCCGGUCCUCGCAAGAAGCGUGGAGGAGGUUUGGCGGCACUAGCUUCUCGUGCAGGGAACAGUGCCCCUUCCAAAAUGACGACUUUGGAGAAGAGCAAAAUGGACUGGGACUCCUUCAAGGGUGUUGCAGCGUCGGGCGCGUCGGGCCGGUCUGAGAACGCUGAGGGUCUGACAGAAGCGGAAGUGGCAGAGAUGGAAGCUCAAACAAGGGGCGGUGCGAGCGGCUUGGGCAACAUCAAGGGAUAUUUGGAAAGGCGGGACUUCUUGGAUCGGGUCAGCGCAAGGACGGAAGCUGCUGAGCAGGGUGCAAAAGGGGACGCUAGUGGUAGGCGACGAUGAUACCAUGGCGUUACUCCCGUGGCACCAACUCUCGAGCCCAGACAUGUGCGUCGGCUCUGCUGUAUCAUCGUGCAAUGCCAUGCAUUGUGCUUUGUGUUGUCCAACUUUUUACCACUUCAGGUGCAACGCUUAGCCAGCCCGGGUUCGUCUGCCUCGCAACGCCAGGUGGAUCCCAACCGACGCUCGACAUUCGUGUCUCUUCAUUGUGACUGGUGGGAGGCGGAUUCAGCGAGCGACUGCCCGGCCGGCGCGCGGUACCUUCAGCGAGAAGAUUCGCGCGUUGACUCCAGACUCACUACUACUACUACUACUGACGACUGGAUGCUCGCUCGCAAAGGGCGCAACUUGCUCCUCGUCUUGCUUUCUUGUCACGAGGCAGUCUGUGAGUGACCGAGACUUCGCGCGCGGCCCU